AGCUGUCUGCACAACAACAAAGAUGGCGACAAGACUGUCAUGAGAAAAUGGUAGGCAGAGAAAAUACACAAGAUACUAUAAGGAGAAACAUUUUAACAUAUGCAUUGUUGUUGGACAAUGGACGCAAAGGAAAUCAUUCAUCAUGCUAAAGAGAUAGAAAAGCUCCAUAAAAAUGGUAACUACAACGAUAUAUCACCUCUCCUUUCGCUUCUAUUAGACGCGCAUGUCUCUUUAGAACAUCUACAAAAUACUGACAUCGCGCAGAUCCUCUACCGGGUUGUCAAGUCCUGCCCAGACAUAAACGUGAGAAAAACCUCAAAAGUCCUACUUUCAAAAUGGAAAAAGUUACACAGCCAUCCACAGAUGCAUAUCUGCAGACAGAUCCAUGCUGGUGAAUCUGCAAAAUCAAAAGCAGAUGAUACUGAACUACUGAAUGGGCCUACGUUUACAGCUGCUUCCUCAGAUAGUCCAAGAAGUGAACUGGCCACGGGUGAUGCACCGUCUGCAAAAGAAACUGGAUCUCAGACACAUACUGAAAACAGUAGUGGAAUAGCAUCUAGUGCAACACCUGGUGAACAGAUGACAAGAGAGUCAUCUUUUCAAGAGUCAGCGAUCAAGUUAGGGCAUGUGGAGGCCCCCUCUGUAAACAUCACCUCAGAGCUCUGCACAGUUCGAAAUAAAUGUGCACAGCUACUUCAGCAGGCACUGAGCCCUGAGAAGGAUCCAGAGGAUGCACACACAUUGGACACGUUAGCAGCGUUAGCCUGCAACAUUGAAAGUCACAUCCACGCAGUGCAUGGCACAAACAUGCCCAAAUACAAGACCUGUGUGCGGAGCAAGGUGGCAAACCUGCGCAAUCCAAAGUGCUCUCAUCUCAGACAGGGGCUGCUGUCAGGCCGCCUGAUCCCAGAGGACUUCGCCCGCAUGUCGGCGGAAGACAUGGCAGGUGAGGACUUGCGGAGGGAGAGGGAGUCGUAUGUGGCCGCUGGAAUUAAUGAGUGCCAGCUGCCACGCGGCGUGGAGGGCACGCGGACCUGUAAGCUGCGCUGCAAGCGGUGCCAGGGCAUGGACUGUCAGGUGACGCAGAUCUCACGGGGCACUCUCUUCCUUCCUGCCUGGGUGCGGCAGGGGAACCCCGGCGAAGAAGCCAUGACUUUUGUGACGUGUUCAGGAUGUGGACAGCAGUGGUAUCAGAGUGGCUGGGUCUGCUUCUGACAUGAGGACAGUGGCGUUGAUUUCACAUACUAAGGCACUGCAGUAUGAGUGGGAUGAGCAGCCUCAGUGGAUUGGGGUUGAAGAACAUCAGACAGACAGACCUGCAGUUGUUUUCAAUUGUGUUUUUAAUAAGCAUGACGUAAAAGCUGAAAUUUCUAUUUUUGUUGAAUUAAAAAAAAAUAAUCCAAAA
Molecule: messenger RNA, 1405 nt
Organism: Alosa sapidissima (American shad)
Lineage: Eukaryota; Metazoa; Chordata; Actinopteri; Clupeiformes; Clupeidae
Product: transcription elongation factor A N-terminal and central domain-containing protein
Exons: 2
Coding region: 100-1215 (371 amino acids)
Biological process (GO): DNA-templated transcription
Cellular component (GO): nucleus
Source: RefSeq, a predicted model, not a curated record